Molecule: messenger RNA, 2883 nt
Organism: Fusarium verticillioides 7600
Lineage: Eukaryota; Fungi; Ascomycota; Sordariomycetes; Hypocreales; Nectriaceae
Exons: 2
Coding region: 29-1168 (379 amino acids)
Biological process (GO): regulation of DNA-templated transcription
Molecular function (GO): DNA-binding transcription factor activity, RNA polymerase II-specific; zinc ion binding
Source: RefSeq, a predicted model, not a curated record
CAUCCACUCUCCUUCAUCAAUCGUCGCAAUGCGACAAUCUCUACGACGAAAGUCGUGCAGUGCAUGCGCACGGUCCAAGCGUCGCUGCAGCCUCAGUGCUCCCAGCUGCAGGCGCUGCACAGCCAAAGGCAUCGAAUGCUCAUAUCCCACCGUCACGCCUGUGCCACCUCCGCUCCCAAAUGCGCUGCCCAGUGAUUCCAUUGACGAUGCUUUGCUUUCUCUUCAGAUGCCCUCUUUCACGUCCUCCACAACUGAAGCGUAUGGCAUGGAGCUCGACUCUGUAGAUCAUCAUGCCCAUGCCCAUGCCCAUGCCCAUGCCCAUGCCCAUGCCCAUGUCCAUGCCCACACGGCAAACGAUUAUACGGCGCGCGCAGAAUUCCUGGCUCAUAUGAUGUCGCUGCAGUCCACGGCAUUGGCCGACAAGGGAUUCAAUGUCUUCAUUCAUUCGUCACAGACUCUGGCGUCAGAUGCCUUGCGCGACGCGUUGGCUGGCAGUGCCCUGCACGCUAUGCGAAACCCUUCUAAUGCGCGCUUCGUCGACUCUGAGAUUGCAAGGCGCGCCUCCAACAUUGUCGCCGUCUUACUUGCAGCGUCAAUAAGCGACGAUACCCUCGACUUGCAAAUGCUUCCCUCCGUGCAAGCACUUCUUGUCUACCAAUGUAUGCGACUCUUCUCACCAGGCAGUAUCAGCCAACAAACACAGGCUGAACGCGACAACUUUGUUCUUCAAAUCUGGGCCUCGCGAUUGCAGUUAUCAUUGGAACGUGGUGAUGACCUCAUGGAAGUGAGCUGGGAGCUUUGGGUCGAGCAGGAAGCCAUCCGUCGCACGCUCAUAUGUAUAGAGCUUGCACAAGGCACCUACACUUACCUUCGAGGGAACUGGCCCGUUGGGGUACGGUGCAAUCACGACCUAAGAUUUAAUGCACAGAAGGCUCUUUGGGAAGCCAAGUCAGCUGCGGAGUGGCGUUUGGUCUGCGACGAUUUCGCGCAUCCCUCGAUGCCAUGCAACAUGAUUCGCUUACAUAAAGACAUUCGAGACGCAAUGCCUGGUGACUUGGAUGAUUUAGGGGUCUUGCUGCGCGCUGUGGGCGAAGGGCUUAAGGACAUGAAUACCUGGCUUCGUCACGAUAAAGAAGCCUUGCAGCGAUGGGGCCAAGUGGGUGUAUGAGAGCACUACGUAUAUGUUUCACUUUAGGGUGAUCUAUUGCUACAAACCAUGAACGCCAAUGCGAAGGAAUUGACCGUCUUUGUCAAGCCUAUCCCUGAUCGGUCCACUCUUCAACUCCUCGACAUCCCAAGCCGACCACACAAAUCGACCAUGCAAAAAGGCCGCUUCAUCCGACGCGCACCAGACGGCAAACGCGCCUGGAAGACUCUCUACAAACCGUUAGGAAUGCUUGUAUUACAAAGACACAUCACAAAACUUACCAUCGUCCCAAUUUGCUAUCGAUCCUGCCAUCCCUUUCUCCCGAACUUGGUCUGUCAGAAGGGCGCCUGGAUGGAAGUUGGUGAUCUGAGUUUGAGAGGGAUCCUUCUCGUCUGCCAGUUUCUGCAUCAGCAAGGUCCCCGAUGCCUUGGUCAGGGAAUAAGAAGCCAAGGUUGUAGGGCCUCGGAAAUCAUGAAUGGCACCCGAUGAGACGUUGAGUAUAUAGUACUAUGGUCCGGGCUGUCAGUGAUUUGUCAAGCAAGGAGAGGAGGUGAGGAAUGGAGUGAGAGGGAAGAGCUGGCCUCAUACCUUUCCUUUCCCCUGUUCUUGCUUAUGUAGGCGAUCGUAUAGUUGAUGUAGCGCGCGAGUGUUGACCACGAACUGCUCCCACGUUUUUUCCCAGCCUUGAUCCCACAAUGCCCCAUCAACAAUGAGAGCAGCGUUGAGGACCAAUACAUCCACAUGAACACCAUUUGGGCCGAAAGAGUCAAACACCUGAUCGAUGCUGCUGGAAUCAGAUAGCUGACAGACUACCCCCUCAAAUUUGGUAUUGCAAUCGACGUGAUCAUGAGCCAGUCUUGCUAUUGCCUCCUCAAGCUUUGGGCGAGCUCUACCAGUGAUGAUGACCUCAUCCGCACCGGCCAAAGCAAAGUUCUCGGCAAUGGCAUAGCCGAUACCAGCAGAUCCGCCGGUGAUGAGAACUGUCCUCCCAGCCUGAGAAAGCGAAGGCUGUGAAGGAUCUAUAGCAUCAUACACAGCUGAAUGUACUUUAUUCGUCAGUGGCGCGGGCGUGUAUACGAAAGCCGGGGUUUCCGCGUUGUUUGACAUGAUGGAUGAAGCUUUUGGGGAUGUUUGCAGCAGGCGAGGAGAUAUGCACUGUACUAGGCGGGAAUUCUUGCAUGACAUUUGCGGACUAUUCUGGAUCAUGAUUGCGGAAGUCCGUUACAAAGAGCGGCCUGUUGUGGAUCUGACGAUGGAGAGCCACAUUUGACCGCAGACCGAGAAACGCUUUCUGGCGCCACCAAGGUACGAUAAGCAAUGUUAGAGUUUAUGAGUCGUAGUCUGUCGGCGCAAAUAGGUAAAAGCUUUGGAGAGCCCAAUUAAUGACAUGUCCAGCAAUUCUUCAAUACAAAACCACUCUCGUUAUCCAGUUUCCUCUUGAUACCUUAUACUGUCACUUCCCGGCCCUCUCUACAGCACUCAUCACUACUCUAAGGAAGGCAUGGAAGACUUGGGAUUUCUUACACAUGAUGAGCCUUCAGCGGAAUUACCUAUGCUAAAGGAUGACAAGAGUACUCUUACGCCCUACGAAGCCCGUUACGGAGUCGGUGCUGUCUUCCGGGGUGAUGUCGAACUACAGUGACACGAGAUUCUUCGUUAUAUCCGCGGCUGCCUUGAAGUUAAAUACAUUCAUCGGAUCUGGUAUACUCAGUUCAACGGAUUGCAUACUACACGGG